AUGGACGCCCAAGCCUACCUAAUCAAGCACGGCUGGUCCGGCCCGGGCAACCCUCUGAACCCAAACCGACGACCAGGCGCACACAGCGGACUAGGCCUCACCAGACCCCUCCUGGUAUCGCGCAAAGCCAACAAUCACGGCGUCGGCAAGAAGACAACAAAAGACCCGACGAACCAAUGGUGGCUGCGCGGGUUCGAAGAUGCGUUGAAGGGCGUCGGGAACGACAGUUUCGAGGCUAACUCCGCGCGCGAGAACAACGCAUUGACGAGCGAGCUAUAUCGGCAUUUUGUGAGAGGGGAGGGGUUGGCUGGUACGCUUGAAGGGUCGGAAAAGAAGGAGCAUGAGAGCGGGACGUCUACUUCUACCUCCAAGUCGAAGCGGAAGCGGGAGGAUGGGGAUGAGGGCGAUCGCAAGGCUAGGAAAGUGGCCAAGGCUGCUCGGAAGAUGGAGAAGGCCGAGAGGAAGGAAGCGAGGCGUGUGAAGAGGGCUGCAAAGGCCGAGAGGAAGGAGAAGAAGAUUGCUGGGAAGCUUGCGAAGAAGGCUUUGAAGGAGAAGAAGAGGACUGCUUCUGAGGAGGAUUAUCCGACUCCUACAUCGAUUGAUCAGGAAUCUGAUCAGACUGGGCCGGAGACGACCGAGACUGAUGAGGCUGUUACGCGACUAAAGGAGAAGGCGGCGGAAAAGGAGAAGAAGGAGAACAAGAAGUCUAAGAGCAUAGAAAGUGAUGUGAGCGCGGAAGACUCAAAAAAGAAAUCUAAAAAGGAGAAGAAGGAUAAGAAGGAGGCUAAAGCCUGA
Messenger RNA from Penicillium egyptiacum, 795 nucleotides. Lineage: Eukaryota; Fungi; Ascomycota; Eurotiomycetes; Eurotiales; Aspergillaceae. The record is from the annotation of a GenBank genome assembly.